Medicago truncatula (barrel medic) is the source of this 896-nucleotide messenger RNA. RefSeq names its product DNA-dependent metalloprotease WSS1 homolog. The record is from RefSeq and is a predicted model, not a curated record. Gene Ontology annotation, cellular component: nucleus. Gene Ontology annotation, molecular function: metallopeptidase activity. The transcript has 5 exons. Lineage: Eukaryota; Viridiplantae; Streptophyta; Magnoliopsida; Fabales; Fabaceae. Bases 106 to 804 code for a protein of 232 amino acids. Gene Ontology annotation, biological process: DNA repair.
UGACUUGAAUAAAUACUACAUGAAGGAUGAAAUUGGAUGGUUGAGAUGCUGUGUAGUGCAGUCGCUAAUUGAGAAGAAGGUUUUUUCAUACCAGCUGCUGCUAGCAUGGAUUUUAGUGAUGUUAACAAAGUAUGGGAAAUUAAGUCUCUCAACAAAAUUGGUGAAGAUGAAGCCAGAAAGAUUCUUGAAAAAGUAGCUAAACAGGUGCAACCAAUUAUGGCUGACAGAAGAUGGAAAGUAGAGCUUCUUUCUGAAUUCUAUCCUGCCGAUCCAACCCUUUUAGGGGAAAAUAUAGGGUCGGGUGCAGAAGUUAGGCUCAGACUGCGGAGGCCUGAUCGGGACUGGGAUUUCUUCCCAUAUGAAGAGAUUCUCGAUACCAUGUUACAUGAGCUUUGCCAUAAUGAAUACGGUCCUCACAAUACUCACUUUUAUAACCUUUGGGAUGAAAUCAGGAAGGAAUGUGAAGAACUGAUGGUCAAAGGGUUCAGCGGCGACACUUACAUUCCGGAGGGUAGAAGUUCCUGUAGACCUUAUGAGAGACGACCAAGUCAAACUCUACAUGUUCAAUCUGCGGUGACCAAGGAAGCGAAAUGGCAGUGCAAUACUUGCACUUUGUUAAAUGAGCCAUUGCUAUUGCUAUGUGAAGCCUGUGGAACAAAGAAGGAAAAAGAUGUUUUAAAGUUUAAAGUUUGGUCUUGCAAAUUUUGUACUCUAGAAAACAAUAUCAAGCUUGAUAGAUGCUUAGCUUGUGGAGAAUGGAGAUUUUCACAUGGUCCACUCGUCUCCCCUUAUGCUGGGACCUAAUUGGAUGCAAGACAACAACCCUUAUCCAUAUUAUACAAGAGUCUAUUAUGUUUAUAUCUUCAAAACUUCUACGGUACACUCACAACUUUGAG